Molecule: messenger RNA, 1065 nt
Organism: Mitosporidium daphniae
Lineage: Eukaryota; Fungi; Microsporidia
Product: chitin synthase
Exons: 2
Coding region: 1-1065 (354 amino acids)
Cellular component (GO): cell septum; cell periphery
Molecular function (GO): chitin synthase activity
Source: RefSeq, a predicted model, not a curated record
AUGACAGAGCUUGAUUACGCCAUUUUCAAUUCAAUCUUCAUACUUCUCGGGGUCACUGCAGACCUUUUUGAGGCGGUCUUGAUGGUUGAUGCGGACACCAAAGUUGAUAAGCGGGCAUUGAGAAUCCUUGUCAAUGCACUUCAAGCAGACUCUAUGAUUAUGGGGCUCUGUGGGGAGACGCGCAUUUCCAACAAGAGAGAAUCAUGGGUCACCAUGAUCCAGGUCUUUGAAUACUACAUAAGCCAUCAUCUUGGAAAAGCCUUUGAGAGUGUAUUUGGCGGUGUUACUUGCCUUCCCGGCUGCUUUUGCAUGUAUAGGAUUAAGGCACCAAAGAAUGGGGGUUGGGUUCCUCUCUUGGCGAGCCCCGAAGUUGCGAUAAAAUAUGCGGAAAACAAAACCGACACCCUUCACAAGAAGAACCUGCUGCUUCUCGGGGAAGACAGAUAUCUAUCCACCCUGCUUUUAAAGUCCUUUCCAAAGCGAAAGCUGAUGUUCGUCCCAGAUGCAUUGUGUCGCACCGUGGUCCCAUCAAAAUUUUCCAUUCUUCUUUCACAGCGGCGAAGAUGGAUAAACUCCACCAUUCAUAAUCUCCUGGAAUUGCUGCUUGUCCGAGAUCUUUGUGGAAUAUUUUGCUGCAGCAUGCAAUUUGUUGUUUUUAUGGAGCUAAUUGGGACGCUGGUCCUUCCAGCAGCAAUCACGUUUACCGCAAUUUUGGUUGUCGUUUCAAUUUCCGAUCCAGUGGCGGCUGCUGUCCCUUUGGCACUAUUGGCAUUGAUAUUGGGAUUGCCGGCUAUCCUGAUACUGAUCACGACAAGGAAAUUUGUGUACAUCGGUUGGAUGUUAAUAUAUUUGCUUGCCCUUCCCAUAUGGAAUUUUGUUCUUCCAUUAUAUGCGUAUUGGCACUUUGAUGAUUUUAGUUGGGGCGAGACUCGGAAAGUUGCACCGCAAAAAGAAGUGUUAAAGGAUACCUCGGAGAAUCACACUGAUGCAAAUUCUGAAGUGAAAAUCGUCAUGAAGCGAUGGUGUGAAUGGACGAAGCAUCUCUAUUUGUGCGAUAGCCAAUAA